CUCCCCAGCUGGUUUGAUGCAGAACGGAGGAGAAGUCCCCGCACCGCCCCCGCCGCUCCAGCUGUUCCCACCGCUGUCCGCCUGCCGCCUCCCCCGCUGCCCCCUCAUUUCUCCCAAUGCAGCAACGACCAUGACAGGCAUCGCCGCUGCUUCUUUCUUCUCCAACGCUUGCAGGUUCGGGGGCUGCGGACUCCACUUCGACUCGCUGGCCGAGCUCAUCGUGCACAUCGAGGACAACCACAUCGACACAGACCCCCGACUUCUGGAGAAGCAGGAGCAGCAGCAGCCAACAUAUGUGGCGCUCAGCUACAUCAACAGGUUCAUGACGGAUGCCGCGCGGCGAGAGCACGAGACUCUGAAGAAGAAGGUGCAGCCCAAGUUGUCUCUGUCCCUGACGGGCAGCCUGUCCCGCAGCAGCGUUUCCACUCCUCCCCGCCACACCAGUGGAAGCCUCACCCCUCCGGUCACCCCGCCCAUCACCCCUUCCUCUUCCUUCCGCAGCAGCACGCCCACAGGGAGUGAGUGUGAUGAAGAGGAGGUGGACUUCGAGGAGUCCGACAGUGAUGAGUCGUGGACCACAGAGAGCGCCAUCAGCUCCGAGUCCAUCCUCAGCUCCAUGUGCAUGAACGGAGGAGACGAGAAGCCCUUCGCUUGUCCCGUGCCAGGCUGUAAAAAGAGAUACAAGAAUGUGAACGGGAUCAAGUAUCACGCCAAGAACGGCCACCGAACCCAGAUUAGGGUGCGCAAACCCUUCAAGUGCCGGUGUGGGAAGAGCUACAAAACGUCUCAGGGUCUCCGCCACCACACCAUCAACUUCCACCCGCCCGUCUCUACUGACAUCAUCCGCAAGAUGCAGCAGUAGAUGGAGCAGAGCGCUCUCCCUCGGGGGGGGGGGGGGGGGCACUUCCCGACCAUCUGAACAGCAACAUCACCAGCAAUGGCUGUUUCUCAUUCCACCCCAUUCACCCCCCACACACCCUCUUUCUUAUCCCACUUUGCUACGACGCUAGAUUUGACUGCAUGGUAUAAAUGUAUUAUUAUUCACCCUUAACUUUUAUUCGGAAUGUUUUUUAUGUAGUUCACGUUUUUUGUGUUUUGCACAUUUAAGCAAUCAUUUAUCUAGUUGACUGUUUUUUUGGUUCAACAUACGGUGCUUGUUGAUGACGGCGGCUUGUUGUAGGCUAAAGAACGGCCGGAACACGUCACGAGUGGCCUUGCAUGUACAGUAAGCUGCUUGUUAAGGUAGUGUGACGUCAGAGGAAACAGGAAAGAUUUGAGUAUUUUCUUCUUUUUUUAUUUUAGAGAGAAAGGAGGCACUAUUCCCUUAUCUCUGUCUCAUUUGAACCCAAUUUGACAGAAUCCGAAUGUGUGUGUUCCAAAAAGUUUCACUCCCCAGCAGACUUAGUGUUAAUUAUCCGUUUUUGGACUUAGUUACUCUUCUGUUCAUAUCACAAGUUCCAAACUUCUGUUUUUACUGCAAACACUUGCGUGUGAGCACCAAAGGCUGAUCUCAGGUGACGUUUGCAAGCUUUUCAGCUCCACAACCCUGCCCAGAUGUUCUAAUAGUAUUUCUGCUGUCCAGUUGGACCAUGGGAGCUAGCAGUGUGUCACCGUUGCCUAACAGUGCCGUCUCUGGUGACUUUUGCAGUUUUCAUUGCUGUUUUACAGCGACGGAUUGAAGCACUUUUUAUAACAGGUUGCCAACAAAUCAGCAUUUCUUUUUUCCAGUAUCUCGUUUCUGGUGUAUGUGCUGUAGCUACCAAAACGAGGCGAAAAGGCCUUCAGAGCAGAAGUUUGCAAGUUCUACAUUUCUACAAGGGUUCAUGUAUACCAAACCUGCAGUGUUUCCAGUAUUGUCAGACUUCUGUAUGUACAGUAGUUGCCUUGAAAUGUAAAUCAUUCCAAUCAGUGCAGAUCUUUGUAUGGCUUUGUUUUGACUGUUGUGAAAACAAGUGCAGACAAGACACGGACAGCUGCUCAGCCCAAACGGUCUUAUGAAACUGUAUCAUGGAGUAAAGUUGGGGACGUGGCUAGUCGUGUAUUUAGCUAGUUUACGUUGGGCUGUGAGAAGAAAAAACCUGCAGUUUUCUAUUGUGUGCCAUAAAACACUCAGUUGAGAGUAUGUAUAACGGCAUUUUAGAACCGCAGCUCAUGAAAUGCAACAAGCUGGUUGAUUUAUCAACCGUAAGCCGUUGGGUGACACUGCAUGGAUGUUGGUGUUAGUGAGCAACGGUGCAUUCGAGAGAUGUGACAGUAUUGUACUGCCGGAAUGGAGGAAAGUCUUUGAUAUAGUGUACAGUGAAUGUAUUGUUACGUGUUAAGUGCAUUAAAUUAUAUUUUCAUAUUGUGUAUGAAAAAAGGCAACACCAGAGGUUGUUGGGAGAAAUAAUGUGCUGUAUUUCUUCAAAAAGCUGCUUCAUGUCAACUUUUGUUACAUUUAGAAUAAAAAUUCCUCUGAUGUGUGCCUUAA
Messenger RNA from Pungitius pungitius (ninespine stickleback), 2470 nucleotides. RefSeq names its product JAZF zinc finger 1b (gene jazf1b). The coding region runs from base 17 to 862 and encodes 281 amino acids. Gene Ontology annotation, cellular component: nucleus. NCBI's taxonomy places the organism in Eukaryota, Metazoa, Chordata, Actinopteri, Perciformes, Gasterosteidae. The record is from RefSeq and is a predicted model, not a curated record. The transcript is spliced from 5 exons.